ACAGGAGCAGAAGACGCGUUUACUUCAGUCUGGAACAGCGAGUCUUCUUUUUUUUUUUGGUGUUUAUGUCAACAUCGCGCGUGCAUGCAAGACAUUACCACCUCCGAUUGCCGAUGCGAAACAUCUGGCCAGCUGCUCAUGAAGCCGGAGCGAGGUGGUGCUCUUUGAAACGCGGAGGUUUACCCCAUUGGUUUCCACCGCGCCCCCGGAGGAACCUCUUUUGACGAUGCUGUGAGCUUCUGCUCGAACCGUGGUGCAUGUGUGAACGCACGGGGACGCGGUGUUUAACCGAACAUUGUUCUGGAUUCGGAUUACGGUCUGAAAGGACGGCCUAGCGAGCGGCAUCCCGAGAAAUGUGUGUGAAAGAGGUGGAAAUGUGUUCUGCGGAAUCUUAGCGACUCUGAAACCAGGGGUUUUGUUUUUGAUUGAAUUUUUUUUUUAAAGAGGACGAUUGCAGAUAAGGUGAGAACACGGAUAUGGAUGUGAAUGCGUUGUUGUGUGUGCUGCCCAAAAACAAGCUGCGCAUGUGCUUGAGGGAGAAAUCUUGAUCGCCGCCAGUUUUUCAGCCGCACAGGUUUACUUGAUGCUGGAUUACGGAGCCGGGGCGUAUUUGUGGAAAGUGCGCAUGCGCAGAUGGCCAACACGAGCGAUCCCGGUGAAAGCAACAAGCCCUCUCUUCAGGACUAUGCCAUCACUGCAUCUGCUGUGAAACUGGCCUCUCUUGGUCUCAUAGCAGGUCUCAGCUUGAUGGGCAAUAUGCUCAUCUCAUUGUUGGUGAUUAAGGAUCGGUCUCUUCACAAAGCCCCGUAUUAUUUGCUUGUUGAUCUGUGCUUGGGUGACAUAGCACGCUCGGCGUCGUGCUUCCCGUUCAUGAUGGUGUCUGUGGCACAUGGCUCGAGGUGGGCUUAUGGAGCGAUGAGCUGCAAAGCGGUGGCGUUUCUGUCCGCUCUGUUCUGCUUCCACGCCGCCUUCAUGCUGUUCGGCGUGAGUGUAACGCGCUAUAUGGCCAUCGCCCACCACCGCUUCUAUGCCAAGCGUGUGACACCGUGGACGUGCACCGCCAUCAUUGGUGUAUCGUGGAUUUUGGCAGCGGCCAUGGCUCUGCCUCCUGUGUUCGACAUGAACACGUAUAGAUUCAUGCACGAGGAGGAGCAAUGCAUGUUUGAGCAACGUUACGCGAGAGCCAACGACACACUAGGAUUCACUCUGAUGUUGGCUGUAGUAGUGGGAGCCACUCAUGCAGUGUAUGUCAAGAUGCUUUGCUUCGUGUAUGACCACCGCAAGAUGAAGCCAGCCCAGUUGAUCCCAGCUGUCAGUCACAACUGGACUUUUCAUGGGCCCGGAGCAACAGGUCAAGCGGCCGCUAACUGGAUCGCUGGAUUUGGACGUGGUCCGACACCACCCACACUAGUAGGCAUAAGGCAGGUGGCACACACAACCAACAGAAGGCUGCUUGUCCUGGAUGAGUUCAAGACUGAGAAGCGAAUUGGAAAAAUGUACUACAUGAUAACGUUGGCUUUCCUGCUGCUCUGGGCACCGUACAUCGUGUUGUGCUAUGUGCAAGUUUUAGUGAAGGAUAGCGGCAUGCCACGGGCAUACGUGAGUGCUGCGGUGUGGCUCACGUUUGCUCAGGCGGCAGCCAAUCCGCUCAUUUGCUUCGUUUUCAACAAGGAGCUCAGGACACGGUGCCGAGCCUGCAUCCUUUGCUGCUUGACUAGUCCUACACAAACACCCAUGGAGCCAUAUUGUGUGAUCUAACGAGAGUUUAUGAUCUACACCUAUUUUUUUUCUUCUUUUAAAUAAAUGGUGAUUUGUUACAAAUUAAUGACUUCAUAAAAAGAUGACAGAGCUGUAUUGAUUUGGUUUGACAAGAUUGGGAUUUAUGGCAUAAUAACUAAAGCUGAUUGAGUGGUAAAUAUAAUUAACAUCUCCGAUUCUUUUUCUAAAACUGUUUUACUCCUUAUACAACAGCAGUUUUGAAUUGAAUAACUGAUGACAAAACAUACAUUGUGAAGUGUUCAAACACGAUAAGGGGACAUAAUGGAAUCACGCACAAGGUGGAAAGACACGAUCUCCUUUCAUCGCUCAUAGUUAACAUUUAAUAUCACAUGGAUAGUUUUUUUUAAGGCAUCUUUGAGCUCAGCUUCCCAAAGGGGUUCUUCUUUGAACCUCUUUUAGAGAAGCACUGUUGCAUGAUUGUAAAUAGGACUGGUGUGUGACCCAGAAAGACAAGCCAAAGAACCCCAAGGGUUCUCAAAAAGCCACAGUUUGCUGUAACUGCUGUUUAAUUUCUUUCUAAUUCUUUAUACUUGCUAUGUAAUAUACCUUAAUGGAUUCCUUUUUCUUUUGGUGUGCCAAAAGUCAAUACUUUUUCUACAUGUAUAUCACUUGGACUUCUGUGUGUGGCCAAAAACCACAUUCUUGGACUUUCCUGUUAUUUAACUGCUAUUUAAAAAUAUUUUAUAUUAGAACUGAAACAAACUUUUAUUGAUGUUUUUUUCUUAAUAAAUAAUAUGAACUGGUGUUACAGAGACAUUUGCAUUGUAUUGGAAGUCAAAUAAAAUUGAUU
Silurus meridionalis is the source of this 2569-nucleotide messenger RNA. It is a transcript of the gene gpr27, whose product is annotated as G protein-coupled receptor 27. The coding region runs from base 634 to 1758 and encodes 374 amino acids. Gene Ontology annotation, cellular component: plasma membrane. The record is from RefSeq and is a predicted model, not a curated record. Gene Ontology annotation, biological process: G protein-coupled receptor signaling pathway. The transcript has a single exon. NCBI's taxonomy places the organism in Eukaryota, Metazoa, Chordata, Actinopteri, Siluriformes, Siluridae. Gene Ontology annotation, molecular function: G protein-coupled receptor activity.